Messenger RNA from Lasiodiplodia theobromae, 522 nucleotides. RefSeq names its product Plasma membrane protein pth11-like protein. Bases 1 to 522 code for a protein of 173 amino acids. The record is from RefSeq and is a predicted model, not a curated record. NCBI's taxonomy places the organism in Eukaryota, Fungi, Ascomycota, Dothideomycetes, Botryosphaeriales, Botryosphaeriaceae. The transcript has 4 exons.
AUGCAGCCUCUCGCCAUCGGAUUCAUCAAGCUAUCAUUCCUGUUCUUCUACCGCCGGAUCUUCUUUGUAUACAACUCUUUCCAGGUCGUCUCGUUGGUACUCGUUGCGAUUACAGCUGCAUGGAUCAUUGCCUUUUUCUUCGGCUUUACCUUUGCAUGCGGCACCAACUUCGCCACAAAUUGGGCAUCACUUGCCGAGAUUGGAGAGAAAUGCGGAUUUGGCUUCAUGGCCACCGUUGUUUAUGCCAUCCUGGAUGCCGUCUUGGACUUCAUCAUUCUGGUCCUGCCGUUCCCCUGGAUCUGGAAGCUUCAGAUGCCUGCAAUCCGCAAGUUGCAGGUGUGUGGUGUAUUUAUGCUUGGUGGUGUCGCCGUAGCUUCAGCAAUAGUGCGCAUGGUCAUUUGCAUUCAGCAAAGCACGCCUUCAAGCGCGCUUGAAAAGGCCACUGUCAUGGGCAUGCCACCAUACGAUAUAUUGGUAUUCAUGCACCGUACUCAGAGGGAUGUGUUUCAUGGCUGUUUCUAA